This is a messenger RNA of Pseudozyma hubeiensis SY62, 3117 nucleotides long. RefSeq lists its product as hypothetical. Gene Ontology annotation, molecular function: zinc ion binding; DNA-binding transcription factor activity, RNA polymerase II-specific; DNA binding. The coding region runs from base 1 to 3117 and encodes 1038 amino acids. The transcript is spliced from 2 exons. The record is from RefSeq and is a predicted model, not a curated record. NCBI's taxonomy places the organism in Eukaryota, Fungi, Basidiomycota, Ustilaginomycetes, Ustilaginales, Ustilaginaceae. Gene Ontology annotation, biological process: DNA-templated transcription; regulation of DNA-templated transcription.
AUGAGUCAUCUGUACGAUUCUUCCUCGAGCAGGCACACAGCACAGACGUCGUCGCCCCGGAUGGCAUACACUGAUCGCAGCUACGCCAACUCUCCAUCACGCUCGUCCUACUACUCUAGCGCCACGAUGAAUGCGGGCGCGAACCAUGCAUCCUCACCGCGAUCCAGGAACGAGGUCUCGGACAGUUCGCCCAUCAAAGCCGAUGUAUCCAUGGACCACGACCCGUCCUCCUCCACAUCGGCCCCAUCAUCCUCCAAGGCUCAGGCUGUCAAGGAUGAGAACAAGGAAGACAAGAAGGCGACAGCGAAGAGGCCACGCGAGCAGUACAGCUGCGUAGAAUGCUUUCGACGCAAGCAAAAGUGCGACAGACGAUUCCCAUGCAACAACUGCAUCAAGCGUCGACUUCCAGAGCGAUGCGUCCCGCCGCCAUCUGCGCGCACCAACGACGCCUCACCUACCCCCUCCGACAGCGGCACCGUCCCUCACCGCACCAGCAUCUCUCGUUCCGCAUCCGACCUCCAACUCGCCACCAGCAGCGGCAACUCCUACACGCCAGUCGCAAAGAGACAGAGGCUCAACACGGACGAGCACGUCGCCAACUGGGACGACCGAAAGAUCGAUGACCUGGCACGAACCACUUCGAGGAUCGCUCGGCUCGAACGCAUCUUGGCCCUCAACGAUGCCUCGUAUCUCGAGCAGAGGCUGGCGCUCGCCGAGAAGGCGGUUCGACUGCGCUUGGGAGAAGAGGGAAGCGGCUCGCGUGCUAUCAACGACGUUGACCAUCGCAUGUCGAGAAGAUCGAGCUUCGUUGCCGAGGAGAACGAAACCGACCGACACGCCGACGGUCAUCUAGACGACAAUGACGGAUUUCUGGGCACAUCGGCAUUGGAAGCUGUGCCGUUUGAGCUCAAGAAUGGUUUGCCGCCGUCCAACAGCAAAGCCGGCUCGGGCGAUGUGGCCCCGCAAGCGCUGCUGUCCUACAUUCACCCAAAUCCGACACGAAGAGGCUUCCCGAUUCCAUCCGCCGAUGUACAGGCGAUUCGUGCGACGCUGCCGUCUCGCGAUCAGUGCGAGAGGUACUUCGACGCCUACUUUGCACAUUACAACUGGGCUCGACUGCCGCUCCCGGAGGCUUCGCUGCGCGAUCGUUUCCGCCAGUUCGUUGCUGGCGUGCCGAGUCCUUCGGAUGUGCGCAUGGAUGCCGAGACGCUGCCCUUUGUGGCGCUGGUGCUGGCGAUCUUGACGCUAGGCUCGGUGCCGCCGAUUGUGCAGCCGCUGUCGUCCGCCACGUCGCACGCGUUCUUCUGGGCGACGAAGAAGGCGCUGGUGCUGUGCGAGACGCUCGGUUUGGCUAGCUUGGAUUCGUGCUGGGCGCAUGGUGUGCUGGUGCGGUACUUGGACAUCAUCCGCGUCACCAGGGCGAGUUGGCACGAGAUCGGCUCUUGGAUCAGAGACGCUCUCGAUCUGGGUCUGCACCGAGACGGAAGCUCCUUCGGCCUUCCCAAGGAGCAAGUGGCUGCGAGAAGGAUCCUCUGGUCGCACGUCAUCCACAACGAUCGCGAAUGGAGCAUCAUCCUCGGUCGCCCACUCACCAUCACCUUCUUCACCACCGAGAUGCCGACGCGGGAAGACAUGGAGCCGCUCGGCUUUGCCUGUCAGACCUACCUCUUGGCACGGAAUCGGUUCACUUCGUGUCUCGAGUCCAUCACGCACUGCUUCGAAGAGCGAUCUGCCGGUCGAGGUCCUUCCGGUCGAACGUCGAGGGCGUACUAUCGGGUGUUGGAAGUGGAAGAUAUGAUCGCAGAGUUUGUGGAUUCGCUUCCACCUUACCUGGCUCCGAACUGGUCGAGCUCGGGCAAAUCCAAGACGGACACGAGUCUGGAUCAGGACCACCCGCUUUUGCCGUUCUACCGGUACCUCAUCUUGGGCGAGGUGUGUUUCUACCGCUCGCUCUUGCAUCGUCCGUAUCUGCUGCGACCGGCGAGCAACGGCAAGCACCCCUUCCCCGAAAGUCGCCGCGUCUGCGUCGAGACGGCGCUCAACGAUCUUCGACUGCGCAAAGAGUACGCGCGAAUCUUGGGCAAGGAACAGCUGGCGCAAUCGUUCGGAGGGGCCUACGCGCUGUUCAACUCUGCCAUCGUGGUAGGCAUGUCGCUUCUCAUCGGCUUCAGUCUGGGCGAACGUAUCGAUCCUGUCGAUCUGAACGAGAGGAUUGGGUAUCUGCAGAACUUUAUCACGCAGUUGAGGAGGAACUUUGACGCGGGCAAUGUGGAUGCAUCUGCGGAGCGCGAGCAGAUGGUGAUCGAGGUGCUGGUGUCGAGGUUGGAGCCUUUCUUGCCGCGGGAUCUGGCGAAGAAGAGCAAGGGAGAGUUGGCGGCGGCCAAGGGGUCGAUGAGGGCGACGAUGAUGCAGGAUCCGAUGAGGAGGGGUCAGGCAGCUUCGGCGAGAGUUGAGCAGGAGAAGCUGGCGGCGGACUCGUUGAGGAUGCUCUCGACGAGCUUGCCCGGUACACCGACAUUGUCGAAUCAACAUCAAGGAGCAGGUGGCAGUGCGAACGUGAGCGGGUCUUCGGCUGCUGCGAUGCACAAUCUGCCGCCUUCGCAUCACCUUGCGACGGGAUCACCGACGCCCAUGGGUAUGGGUCAGUUUGACAACGGUCCGUUCGCGUCGAUGAGCGGCGCGGCGGGAGCAGCUGCACCGAGUGGUGGAAGUGCAGCCAACCCGAUCGAUCCGUACGGAUGGCUGCUGACACCUACGGCGUUGGAAUCACCCGACACGACAAAGGCCAACUCUGCGAGCAACAGCGCUGCACACACGCCGAUCGUUUCCGGAAGUGGACGACCCGCUGUCACUCCCACCAACACGUCCAACACAGGCCCUGGUGUAGCGUCCAGUGUGGGAUCUUCCACGCCAAUGCGUCAGCACAAUCACAGUUUGGGUGGAAGUCACCCGCACAGUCAAUUCAUGGCGGCGUCGCCGGGCCAGUUUGCGGCAGGGUUGGCUGCGCCGAUGGAAGGGCAGGCCAUGUUCGAUUGGGAAGGGAUUCUGCAGACGAUCGGAUCGGGCUGGACGGGCGACGGCACGUUGGAGACGGGGAUGGAGAGUCUGUUUGGGUGA